CCCUAUUCCUGCACAAAAGAGCUGAAUUCAGUAGGGCCGAGUGGUGAUCAUGAAUCUCCCGGGACUCUCACUCUGCUUAUUCAUACUAGGCCUAUCCUGUCGGACAGUGGCUCCUCAAAAUGUUAUGGUUGAAGUAACUCCAGAUGAUCCCACUGUUACUUAUGGUUCUGAUGUCACUCUUACUUGUUCUCAUGAUGAUACUAUCAAUGCUGCUAAUCUUACAAUUGAAUGGACCACUACUGCCAGCAAUACGGAUCUCAGUAGUGUAGCUAUGACUAGUGAUACCAGCAGCACGUUAACAUUGUCUAAUGUUGAUUUAUCUCGCACUGGAACUUAUACUUGUGAUGUUGAUGAUGAUGAUGGUACUAUUGAAGGAACUGAUUCUAUUGUAUUGACUGUUAAUCCUCCUCCUCCUAGGGAUAUUUCAAUAUCUCCUCCCAGUCCUUCAGUGGAAUACAAUAAUAGCACUACCAUCACAUGUCAAGUUACAUCACUAACUACUCCUAAUAUAACAUGGACUACUACUGCUACUGCUGGUAUAACCAGUCAACCUGUUGUACUUGCCUCCUCUCAAGGCAGUGAUGUGUAUACUAGUAGUUUAGUAUUGACUGGAGUUACAUUAGACAGUAUUGGAUCAUAUACAUGUACUGCUACUAAUCAAGGAGGGAGUAGUAAUACUACUGCUAUGCUUAAUGUUACUGUACCUCCUCCAUCAGUUUCAAUACCUGAUGAUAAUGUCACUAUAACUUAUGGUAUGAACCUUACUCUGGACUGUACUGUGUCUUCAGUAUUCCUACCUCUCACUGUUGAAUGGAGAUUUGGACAAAUGGUUAUUAAAACUAUGAACUAUACUUCAGCUCCUACUGGUCCUCUACAAGUAUCUGUUACUAGUGUUACUGGGUCUAAUGCUGGAGUAUAUACUUGUGUUGCUACUCAUGAUCAUGGGACUGACAGUGAUAAUGUCAAUGUCAUUGUUUAUGUUCCUCCUCCAAGUAGCCUCACCAUUACUCCUACCUCUCUCUCUGUUAAUCACAGUGACACUGCUACCUUCACUUGUACAGUUACAUCACUAACUACUCCUAAUAUAACAUGGACUACUACUGCUACUGCUGGUAUAACCAGUCAACCUAAUGUACUUGCCUCCUCUCAAGGCAGUGAUAUGCAUACUAGUAGUUUAGUAUUGACUGGAGUUAUAUUAGACAGUAUUGGAUCAUAUACAUGUACUGCUACUAAUGAAGGAGGGAGUAUUGAUACUACUGCUAUGCUUAAUGUUACUGUACCUACAUCUGGAGUGUCCUUAACUCCACCCACACUGGAGAUCUACUACAAUACGACUCUUAAAUUAAACUGUACAGUAUUUUCAGUUACUACUCCUACCAUCAAUUGGACCACUACAGCUAACAUCACCAUACCUAUUGAGAACAUUGUAACAAUGAACACUGGCAACAUGUACAAGAGUGUCCUCACUAUUGAUAAUGUUGAUCUCAAUUAUACUGGCCUGUAUACUUGCUCCUCUACUAAUCAAGGAGGAACUGAGAGUGAUGUUUCAAACGUCACUGUUAUUUUACCAGUUCCUACUGUAUCCAUAACAUCAUCACCUAUGAAAUAUGUGACUUAUGCUGAUACUCUCUCCAUCAUGUGUAACGUCACUUCAUUAAUGAGACCCUCCAGUAUAGUCUGGUAUCAUAAUGACACUUUGAUAUCAAGUGGAGCUCAACCUAACUUCACAGCCACUGGUGCUCCUAAUACAUACACUAGUGUAUUGGUUAGGGAUAAUGUGGUCCUUAGGGAUAAUGGAGUGUAUCGCUGCCAGGCUGAGAAUAUGGCUGGUAUUGGUGCCGCUAACAUUAAUAUUAGCGUCUUUGUCCCCCCACCAGUUAUACUUGAUCUUAAUGAUAUCAAUGCCACCAUUGGUCUCAAUAUUACACUCAACUGUACAGCAUCAGGUUUUGGUCUUACAUAUCAAUGGGAGCAAGUUCCUUGCGGUCCUGGUUGUAUAACUAAUGGAUUUGAGACUCCAAUACUGUCAGUGGGACCUAUUGUUUUUGGAUCAGCUGGGGAACAUGUUUGCAAUGUCACUGAUUUUAUAGGACAGAAGGUUUCAAAGAUCAUUACUAUCACACCAUUGGGUCCUACUUUAUUAUCAUCAAAUGUGUCAAAUUGUGCUGCCACUCCAAUACAAGUGAUUAAUGGAACCAAUGAGUUCCUGGAAUGUUCAUUCCAGAACAGACCUGAUGCUCCAUAUAACCUCACCGUUGACUGGUUUAUAAGUAGCCAAAGGUUUGGGUCCCCUCGGGCCAGUAAUGCUAGUACCUUUGUUACUACCACUCCCGAGGAUGAAAACAGGAUUGUCACAACAAUGAUAUCUUUUAAUCCGGUGGAUUAUUUAAACUUUAUCUCAGAAGACAUAUCAAGCUUUGAGCAUGCCUAUACCUGUACAGCUUAUAUUGGGGACUUCUUUAAUGAACAAGUAACGAGUAAUGGGACUUGUCUUGAAGGAUUAUUUGGGCCUGUUCUUAUAACAGGGCCUGAAGAGAACUCUACAGCAAUUCUUGGGGACAAGUUUAUGUUUAGAUGUGAUCCUGAUUAUUCUAACCCAAGACCUCAUUUACAAAUUAGCAAGAUACUAACGAAUGGAACUGAACUCAAUCUGUAUACUGGUCAAUCUAAGUUGCAUUCUAUCAUGAAUGUUGCCUUUGAUGAUGCUGGUAAUUACAGAUGUGUAUUGACUAAUGAUUAUGGAAGGACUGAGAGCAACUUUCAACUGAUAGUACAAAGUGUUCCUGAUCAAGUUACUGGUGUGACUGUUACGUAUUUGUCUUUUUUUGAAAUUCUUUUCAGAUGGAAUGUCCCUAGUUCUAAUUUUGGUCGUGAUCAGCGCUAUAAUGUUGAAUACAGAUUACUUCUUGCUGAAGCUAGUUCUUCUAAUAUAACAGGACUUACUGAUCCCAGCUAUCUUCUAACUGAUGUAGCACUUAAUGUUAACUAUUCUGUUGUUGUAUCCAGUAAUAAUGAAGUUGGUAGAGGACCUCCCUCAGAUGUUAUUACUUUUCCUAGUAUCAGUUCAGNUAAUGCUACUUUGCUUCGUGUCCGUACUCCAUCAAUAUUCAUCACUUCUACUCAGAUACAAAUAUUGUGGGAACUCCCUCCUCUCUUUAGACCAACUGGGCGGAGACCAGCUGAGAUAGGCCAAUAUGUACUUAAUUACAGAGUUAAUGGAAGAGAUACCCCUGUAUCUGUCAGUAGCAACUCGUUGAAUCACACAAUAGAGUCUUUGGUCCCUAAUACUGAGUACAUUAUUAAUAUUAAUGUGGAGUAUAGUGAGCCUCAAGGUUUUAAAGGGAAUACUGUUAGUAUCACUGCAAAGACUAAACCUGCAGAUAAUCUUCCUGAAGUUUCAACUAACCUUAGCUCAUCGAACAUCAACAACACGAUUAACCCGUCCAUCCAAGUAAAAUGGGAGCCUCUUUCCCCCGAAGACGGUUCUGAAUUCUUACAACGUUACAUCGUGCGUGUCAAUGUCACUGACCUUGCCGCCAGUAGAGGCUCCAGAAGACGCCGUCAGACAAAUCCAGUCAUGACCACUCUAGAGUAUAAUGUUAGUAAUGCAGAGAGCCAGUUUGAUUUUACUGACAUUAAGCCAUUCAUGUCUUACUCCAUUGGAGUUAAUGCUGCUCUCCUGGUUGAUGGGCUGGAGAGAGAAGUCCCCAUUACUAGACCAACUAGCGUGGACUCACCUGAAUCCACCCCUACUGCUCCCACUAAUUUCCGGUUCACUGAGAUCAACUUUACGUACGUCCAGUUGGCGUGGGACCCUCCAGAGCCACAAAAUGGCAUCAUAAACUUGUAUCAGAUUGAUUGGGAAAGAGGUGGUAGGGGAGAUUCUAUAAGAAGUAUAUUACCUGACAUAAGAUCUAUUAGAGUAUCAGGAUUGACUGGAGAUGUGACAUAUACUUUUAAGAUAAAAGCCCAGACAUCAGCUGGCUUUGGAAAUGAAGCAGAAAUCACUAAUUCGACUUAUGCUGGAGUUGCUCCAUUUGCUGCUCCUACGUUAGUUGAAAACACUGAGCACUCUGACAGGCUCAACGUCCUCGUGGGGUCUUUCUCUUACAGCUAUGGACAAUUGGGUAUCUACAAGAUAAUAGUCGUGACAUCGCCUAAUGUGAAUGGCCCAAUCCCCGAAUCUACUCUCUACAGCUAUUCUGAUAACUCGUGGAGGCAGUAUAACUACUAUGUCACUGGACUCCACUAUCAUAGCAGCCAGAACACUACCAUCACUAUUGGCACUGGAAGCAUUUAUAGUUUUGAUCGUGGUGCGAGUUAUCUUGAUGCUCCGUUUGAAUCAGGGAAGUCCUACAGGGUAUUUAUAAGGCUAUACUCUUCUGUUUCUGAUCCUGAAAAUCCAUAUCGAGAUAGUCCUAUGAGCAACACAAUUGAAAUAUCCACUCCGUUAAAUCUGGCCUACAUCCUAGUCCCCAUUUUUGUUGUCAUAUUUCUCAUCAUACUAGCAGUCAUUGCUAUAAUAGUAAUCUGCUUUGUCUGUAAUAAGAGGCAGAAUAGAAAGCAAGAGAGUUUCUAUCUUUGAGAGAUAUCAAAGACUGAAGCCUCAAUGAAGCAGUCAUCCAAUGGAUCACAGAGAACUCCAUCAACUACUGU
Molecule: messenger RNA, 4656 nt
Organism: Amphimedon queenslandica
Lineage: Eukaryota; Metazoa; Porifera; Demospongiae; Haplosclerida; Niphatidae
Product: hemicentin-1-like
Exons: 21
Coding region: 50-4585 (1511 amino acids)
Biological process (GO): cell-cell adhesion
Molecular function (GO): protein binding
Source: RefSeq, a predicted model, not a curated record